AAUCUCAUUAAAGAAGAAAUGAGCGUUUGCAGUUCCACACGCAAUGACUCGGACGAUAUGGACGAGCUGCAGACAGUUGGUUGGUACCACUACGAUUUGUCUCGACAUGCAGCUGAGGCUCUGCUCAUGUCCAACGGUAUAGAUGGAAGUUUUCUGCUCAGAAACAGUAACAAGGGACCUGAAUACUUUGCCCUCUCUGUAAGAGCAAAGGACUCGGUGAAACACUUUAAUGUGCAGAGGCACCACGGCAGGUAUUCCUUUGGAUUCAAUGAUUUCCCCUCUCUCCAGGAUUUCACCAGUCACCUAGCCAAUCAGCCUCUACUAGGGAGUGAGACAGGUAACCUGAUAGUGCUGCGGUUCCCGUACCCUCGGCAGGUGGAGGAGCCAUCCAUUUAUGAGUCUGUAUGUGUGCACACUGCUAUGCAGACGGGCCGGCGUGAAUGUGAUCUGGUUCUUAGUGCUCCAUCACUAGGAACAAAAGAAGGCUAUCUAGUGAAGCAAGGAGCUAUUGUAAAGAACUGGAAACAAAGAUGGUUCACCCUAAACAGAUAUGAGCUGAAGUACUUCAAAGACAGAAUGUUUUCUGAGCCUAUUCGGACCCUGAAUCUAACCGCAUGCUCAGCAGUUCAGUUUGAUUACAGUCAGGAGAGAGUGAACUGCUUUUGUCUAGUGUUCCCUGAGAGGACCUAUUAUCUGUGUGCAAAGUCUGGUGUAGAAGCUGAUGAAUGGAUUAAGAUAUUACGGUGGAAAUUGGCCCAGAUAAGAAAAGGAAGAUGAUGGUCCGAAUGGGGAGAAAAUAGAGGAGGAACAACUGACUGUGUAAACUGUGAAAACAGGAAUGAUAUAAUGAGAUGAGCUUAGCUAAGACUGAGGUUAGUAGCUGGUUAUGAUCUGCAUUUGUUUCCAUUGCCUCACUAAUCUGGUGUCAUAGUUAGCUGUGUGCCUGAUAAGUCUUGUGUGGUGUGCCAAUGAAGUAAAAUACAGACAUCAGAUAUAGAAAAAGAAGGAAGCAGUUAGAAAUGGUGGUUUUAAAAAGCAGUGUAAUAUAUAUGUGGUAAAGCUGUGUGGUGUCUGAAUCGCACUGUAGCGUUAAGUAAAAAUUUAUUGCAAUGCAGCAAAACACCAGAUGAAGAAAAUAUCAAAUUAUAAAUGUAUGAAUUUGAUCUGCUAGCCUGGUUAGUUUCUCAUUUAUAGGAAAGAAGGAAAAACUGUUAAAAGGCCUGAAACACAGACUUAAAAACUUUCACAACACAAUGCACACUGAACAUUUUGUUUCACUUCACACCCUGAACAGGACACCAAUCCAUCAUGGCACGUUGAACAUUUCUAAAUACACUUAGUAUUCAUUAAGCUGAAAAAAGUAGUAAACUAAAGGAUUUCAGACACCGACUUUAUAGUUUCUUUCCACCAUUAAAAAGACUUGAAAUCUGUUGGCCCUGUGUUUAUUACAAAUAAUAAUUGGCGUGUUCUUUUUUCUGCAUUGUCCAUGGUUUAGCUACACACGAGUGUAGAUCUGGAAAUCAGACGACUGACUGCUACUUGCCCCACUUUAAUUUUAUAGCAAAUAUGACAGGCAGGGUUACUAUAU
This is a messenger RNA of Trichomycterus rosablanca, 1588 nucleotides long. RefSeq names its product dual adaptor of phosphotyrosine and 3-phosphoinositides (gene dapp1). Lineage: Eukaryota; Metazoa; Chordata; Actinopteri; Siluriformes; Trichomycteridae. The record is from RefSeq and is a predicted model, not a curated record. Bases 19 to 777 code for a protein of 252 amino acids. The transcript has 9 exons.